Molecule: messenger RNA, 3643 nt
Organism: Anolis sagrei ordinatus
Lineage: Eukaryota; Metazoa; Chordata; Lepidosauria; Squamata; Anolidae
Gene: VSIG10
Product: V-set and immunoglobulin domain containing 10
Biological process (GO): cell-cell adhesion
Cellular component (GO): plasma membrane; cell-cell junction
Molecular function (GO): cell adhesion molecule binding
Source: RefSeq, a predicted model, not a curated record
CGGCCGGCAGGGGGCGACGGAGGGGCGGGAGCAGCUCUCGGGCGCCUCCUCCCUCUCUGCCUGCCUUUCUGCUUGCCAUUGCCUCCGGACCCCCUCCUCGGGGACUCUUUCUCUCGGUCCGGACAGCUGCAGGAGCGACCAUGCCGAGCGCAGCGGGUCCGGCGUUGGUGGGCUUCCUCCUGGCCCUUUUCGUGACCGGACAGGGCGGCGGAGCAGGAGAUGACGUUUGGGUGGUGGGGGAACGUGGAGGGGAAGUGACCCUGAAGUGCCAGAACCCAUCGUGGCAAGCGGUCCAAGUGGCCUGGUUUGAGGGAGAACCGGGCACCAUCCCCAUCCUCUUGUCCUCAGAGGGUGAUCUCCCUUCUGACAAUCGCUUCUCUUUACUGGGAAACACCUCCUUGCACAUCUCAGGAUUGCGCUGGGAAGAUGAAGGCAACUACACCUGCAUGACAACUCUGAACGGGAUAAGCAGCCUGCACAGGGUCGAGCUGCUCGUAACCGAUGGACCUAAUGAAGUGAAUAUCAGCAUCUCCCCCACUGUGGCAUUGCCAAAUGGCACACUGUAUGCAAAGAGACAUGAUGUCCUCAACUUCACGUGCACCAGCGACUCCUGGCCUAUGCCCACAACUGAAUGGGAUUUCAGUUCCCCACGGGAGGUGUUCACAGAGGUCAAUGGCACCCGGAGCUCUUUUAUCCUCCAUGACAUUUCACCCAGGUACCAAGGGAAUUACUCAUGUUUGGUCAUCAACUGGAUCAGUUCGCGCCAUCAGACUGGGACCCGGGAACUCUUGGUCUAUUAUCCCCCUCCAUCAUUACCCCAAUGCUGGGCACAGACCCUCACAGAAGACUAUGUAGGGGUGCAGCUGUUCUGCAGCUGGACUGGGGGCUACCCUCAUUCCACUGUAGAGUGGACAGACCCAGAGAACCAGAACUGGACUCUUAGUACGACUGAUGGAGUAGACUUUGCUGUGGUGACACUGAACCAUGCACAAGUGCUCCACGGGAAGACGUUUGAGUGCCACGGAAGGCACAUUCUGAAUGAGGAGAACCAAGCUUGCACCAUCCAAUUGGAAAGACCUGCAGUCAUGUCUGACCCACUGCGGACCUGCUUCGCAGGAGGAACUGCCAUUCUGACCUGCCAGUCAACCGCUGGCAACCCGCCAGGCCAAAUCACCUGGCUACGCAAUGCAUCCCAGCCCAAGGCUACGAUCCAUUCUGGCGGGAGGUUUCUCGUCAACCAAGACGGCAACGUCUCCACCCUUGUCAUCCAGAACUGCUCCCAAGCCACAGACCAGGGCUACUACAUCUGCAAGGUUGAGAACCCCCUGGGGAUGAAGGAGGUGUACCUUCAACUCAUCGUGGCCAAGCCAACGAAGGUUGCAAUCGUUUUGGGAGCCAUUGUCAUCCUAUUGCUUGUGGGCAUUCUGGUCAUUUCUGGAAUCAUCAUAUUUGCUGGACCCCAUUUGGGCCCCAAAGCCUACAUGCGCAGGAAUCGAGGUGGAAGUGGCAUCCUUGUACUGAUGGACUCAGAAGAAAAUCAAACAAUGGAAGCAACUGAGGAGCCUGCUUUUUAUCGGAGCAUGCGAAAUGACAGUCCUCCAAGGUUUUCUGGAAACUCCCUUGUGAGAGUGUCUGCUGAAAUUUCGCUGCAUGAGAUCAAAAGAGAAGAAGAACACACCGCAUAAAGGGAGUUCUCCAUAUUCUAUGUGAAAAACCAAGCCGCCCUCGCCAGAUGACUCCAUCCAGACCUAGGCCAGGAGGAACUAAUCCUUUUGGCAGCCAGCUCGUGCAGUGCUCCAAGUCAAGUUUCGAUCUUUUGCUUGUUUUGUCCUACAUGUUGUGGCUCUCCUGCUUUUGAUUCUUUCCUCUGUCUUUGUGCUGGACAGGGAGUUUGUAACUUCAAACCCACAAUACGGGAAACAAGUCUAGAUGAGGAGGACAGGAGUACAGUGGGUUCUUCAUUUAUAGCAUGAUAAUAGAAUCAAGAUGAUUUAGGAAUGAGCUUCAGUGGGCAAGAAAUACCUUGAGCACCAGGAAAGGCUGGAGAAAAAAAGGGGGUGGGCUUAUAUAUCUUGACCACAGUCCCAUUUGUCUCAUAGGGAUUUUUCUUGGGAACUGUAGUGGAUGCUUCCUUGUCUGUUGCAUCAUCAUGCGUAUUUGCAGGUGAAUGGAAGCAACCAGAAGGGCUUUAUUUCUCUUGUGGCCAUAAGCAAGCAACAGAUGCUUAAGAUCCUCCCUUUUGAGUCAGAUUCUCUCUUCUGGGACCUUCAGCACUAGAUGAAUAUCAAGAUGAGGGAGUGCUUCAAAUAAUAAGAUGGUAGAGUGAUGCAGGAAGACAAAUCCUUGGAAGAAAUUUGAGUACAGUUUAGUCUGGAGAAGAGAUCAGUGACAGCUCUCUUCAAGUACCUAAACCAAUACCAUUCCCCUCCUAAUCAUCCUCAGCUGGUGCAUGGCAGCAAUUUUGGGUACCACAAUUUAAGAAAUAUAUGAACAAAUUGGGGCAUGGAAAGCAAAUCAUGUCAAGCUGCCAUGUUGGGAGAAAGGUGGGAUAGAAAGAAAGGAAACAAAUGAAUAAAAUAAGGUUGGAGAAAGCUUUUUAGCUUGGAAAAGGAAGUGGAGAGACAGUGGCCAUCUUCUGAUACCUGUGGGAGUGUCUCAAAAGAGAGCAAGGAUAUGUUUAAGAUGGCAGAACUAGAUUGAAUGGCCAUUAGAGAGGAGGGCUUUUGGCUGAACAUUAGGAGAAAUCUCUUGAGAGUGAGAGCAGACUGAGAAUGGAACUAUUUGUUUAUAAGGUGAGGUAGCUUUCCCUUGUUGGAAGUCUUCAAGAAGGUGCUGCUAAGCAAUUUUUUAGGUACGCUUUAGUUCAGGACUACAAAUACAUACAUACAUACAUACAUACAUACAUACAUACAUACAUAUCUCUCACCUUGUCCCAUAACUAGUAGAAACAUGGGGGAUUACAAAUGGAAGACUCACCUUGUAAACGUCUGUAAGUCAGGGAACUUAAUGCACUUCAUUUACAAGCACCUUUGUCGAAAUUCUGUCAUGUUAUACUUACAUUAUACAACACUACCCUUGCAAUUCUAGCAGGUACUAUUGAGCCAACUUUGGUUGUGAAAGGGGUUCUUGAAAUAUGAAAUUUGCUGCUAUUUUAUUGACCAGAGUGAGAAAGUUUUGCCAAUCUGUAAAAGACCAGUAGGUCCUGAUUUACCUCAGUAGGUUUUAAAUUGUAACUCAGUUGGAAAAAGAAGGCACAAAUAUCACUCAAUCAAUGUGACCUGUCCCCUUCAAGGAUGUAAUGUGUCUAACAGUUAUACUGGCUAAGGCAAAGUGGGAGUCCUUUCUUUACUUGGGAUAUAUUUUGUUGUAGAACCCACCUAGAACUAAACCUACGCUAUGUGUGCAUUUGACAACAAAACGCCUGUGCCAUGACAAGCAAUGCAAUCGCUUGCUCCAUUUGUGGAUUUUGUAACAUGCCAAAAUGGUAAAGGGGGAAAUGCUCUUAACAAAUUGAUUGCUUUUUGCCAUGGGGUAGCCAUUUUGCCCCAGGUGAAUGAGUGAUGGAGAUGAUUUUCCUUGAAAUGAUGUAACUGUGGCUGUGACUUUUUGCUUAAAGAAUAAAAAAUAUGUGUUUGAAUGACAA